Molecule: messenger RNA, 1206 nt
Organism: Symbiodinium sp. CCMP2456
Lineage: Eukaryota; Dinophyceae; Suessiales; Symbiodiniaceae
Source: the annotation of a GenBank genome assembly
AUGUGUGGGCGCACGCCGGAGGAGGUAACAAAGGCCAAAGAGGUCUGGGGACAGUACACCGAGACUGGUGAGCCUUCGGGGUCCUGCUGCCGUGUUGACAAGGAGACGAUCGAGGAAGGCUGGCCGGGUCUUCCAUUGGAGAAUGCAUCGCAACUUUGGCACUCGAAGGAACAGAAAUCGAAGCCCUUCCGAACUGAAUAUGCGACGGCGCGGAGAAUCAAGAAGGACUCCGGCAUCUUGAAGAGGAGGUUUAACCCUUCCAGCACCGUGCAGACAGGCAAGAUUCGGUUCCGUAUGGUGUAUCACGACAUCGGAUUUCUGACGGACUCUGAGCUUCAGAGUGUGGUGGGCGCAUCAAGCUCAAGCUUGAAGCUCAAAACUCACAGGGGGAAAGAACAGGUGGAGGACCGAGGCGAGAGCGUCCAAGGUGUGUAUGUCAGCCUCAGGGAUCUGCCGGAGGGUUUGCUCGGAUGGAUCCGCAAGGUCCGGAGUGGGUUCUUGGUCCAAGUCGAGGCCCAGGACCAACGACUCACCCCAGAUCAUCAAAUCCGAGCUGGCCAAGGGCAGGUGCUGUUCGAUCAUUUUUCCGAGCUCCUCCUGAACUCUUCCGAGACCGCAAGCAGGUCCAAGCACCGCCCGUCACUCCCGAAGAUUCCGUCGCUCAUCGAGCAGCUGACCAGUCAGCAGGAGGAGAGGGACGCAGCGGAGAAUGCGGCGGAGGAGGACUUGGACGAAGACCAAGAGAGGGGCGAGGAAGAGGAGAACUUCGUGCCGGACCCCUGCAUCGAAGACGACUUGCCCAAGAACGACCAGCAGUCCGUGAUCUCCUCCCAGUUGAGGGUGCAGCCAGACUUGCUGGCAGGUGCUGCAAGCUCAGUGGGCGGAAGCUUUGAGCAGCCGGCAAAAGCGAGGCAGACAUCCAGCAAGGGCCGGAGAAAGAAGGAAGCUUUUGUGGACGACGAGGCCAGUGCAGAAGCGGAGGAGGCCGCCCAGGUUGACGACGCCGACCUUGCAAACAUGCCUCAAUGGAUGAAAGAUGAUAAUGACAUGUCCAAGAUUGUGAAGAAGUUGGGCAAGAUCUACAAAUGUUUUCAUUAUCUCGACCCACGUAGCGCAUUCGAGAACCGACUGGCCCUGGGACACCAGUUGCGAGGCGCUGCUCGGUCAGCGGAUCAUCGUGCCAUCAUGACGUCCCGCAGCCGCUAG